AUGGGGUUGCAUGGGUGCAGCACCAACGGCCACCUAGAUCACUCCAAAUUCCGCGAGCCAAUGCCAUGGAACGGUCUCUAUGUAGCAGCUGCUUCUCUGGCAUGCACCCUAGCCAUGGCCUGCGACACCUUUCGUGGCCUCUGUCACCAGAAUCUUUGGUUCCCUAGCAGAAACUUUUCACUGAACGCAACUUCCUUGGCCCUGUUAGGCAUCGCAGCAAAACUACCCAUCGAUCUCAAUACAUCCAUGCCCCACCGCCAGGAUCAGCUGGCCAAGUUCAGUGGCACCAUCCUCAUCUGCACCGUGAUGGGCAACUUCAUGCCGUCUUUAGGAGCAAUGGAAGAGUCCGAGAUGCUCAUGAACUUAUUCGCCCUGUGCAUUCUCGUCAUCACUGUAGUUGUCAACAUUGAAAUCCAAAUGGGUACUGGUGUGAUUUAUGUUUUCAUACCCGAACACGCCACAAUCGUGUUUCUCAUGCUAAUUCUGCUUGUGAUUUUGGGGUGCUCAGCUUUAACAGCUCCCACCACUAAGCAGCUGCUAGAACAACAGUUCAAAUGCAAACAUGGAUGGGCUUCUGAUAACGGAUCAGAAGAGGUCGGGGUGUCUACUGUUGAGAAACAGAAAGAGGAUUUGAAGAACUAUUGGGUGAUGGCUGUUACCUGUAAUCCUCAGUAUGUUCUCGCUCGUUCUGCGUUGUCAACUGCUUCGAGAGCUUUCUGUCUCCUUGCUGCUCUGAUCUUAGGGGAAGCAGUGGUCCAGUCGCUUGGCACAGGAUCUUUCGACUUCUGCAGUGGGGAAUCCGACUACAAGUGGUCAAGUACGUUGGUUUUGAUAUCUCAGGGGGUUGCAGUAGCGGUGGGCACCAUCGCCCCUGCUCUUAGAUGGUUCAAUGCUGUUGGUUUCCACAACCUUCAUAGAAGAGCAAGGAGCUUCAGACAGGAGUUCCAAGUAGAGAGGUGGUGGAUUCUACGAUUCAUAGAAGCCAAAGAUAAGCAUUUGCCUUUUUGGGAUCAGCAGCAUGAGCAGCAGGCGCGUUAG
Messenger RNA from Magnolia sinica, 1038 nucleotides. RefSeq lists its product as uncharacterized. Lineage: Eukaryota; Viridiplantae; Streptophyta; Magnoliopsida; Magnoliales; Magnoliaceae. The coding region runs from base 1 to 1038 and encodes 345 amino acids. The transcript has a single exon. The record is from RefSeq and is a predicted model, not a curated record.